UGGUACACUCUACAAAUUCAAAACAAAUAUGGCCCAUGAGAUGAUGUAGGCCAGCGAAAGCGAACCCAGACCCCUAAAUUUGUAUUUGACACAAACGUAACUUCUGUGGACCUUGCAUUAAACGUCCCACUGCCGAGUGAGACAUGGCGAUGCAUAUAUUAAGCCGACUUUCACAAAUCAGAACCCCGCUACUGUUCGCCGGCUGCAGGCCCAUGUCCCGUGUGGCUGCAGCCGGUGUCGGGUUCAAGCAUAUUAUUUUAACUCCUGGAAGUCUGCAGCUGGGAUGCGAUCCAGUGACAAGUCCUGUCUGCAGGCAUAUUAACACCGCGAACUUUACAACUACCACAGCAACUCGCUGGAGGCCCACCCAGGGGAUUUGUUUCCCCUCGCCGCCAGGGAAGCGAGUUAGAUCGGGCACUUUCAUUGGCAUCAGCGGACUGACAGCGUGUCUACACACUGGGACGAUGACAGCUGUGAAAGUUGACUUGAACUCCACCGAGGGCGACUGGAAGGAGAUCAAGGGAGUCCUGCUGACUCAGCCUGUGGAGGUCAGGCGUAAAUACUACAGGACUGACUCUGUACGUCUGGAGGACAUCCCAGCUUGGAUUCACACUGGAGGUUUUCCUGAAGUGAGUCACUAUCCAAGGAAUCAAAAACUUGAUGGGAAAAUCUCAGUCUACAGUGGCAAUAUCACAGUGUUGGAGGUAGAUGCCAUUGUUAAUGCAGCCAACCAGACUCUGCUCGGAGGAGGUGGAGUGGACGGAGCCAUCCACCGUGCUGCGGGGCCCCUCUUGAAGAAAGAGUGCGCCUCCCUCCACGGCUGCCAGACCGGACAAGCAAAGGUCACCGGCGGCUACGGUCUCCCUGCCAAGUAUGUGAUCCACACGGUGGGGCCGAUAGCGGAAGGCGGUGUCGGGGAAGCGGAGAAGAACGCUCUGAGGUCAUGCUACAUCAACAGCCUGCAAAAGGCGACAGAGAACGAUGCACGCUCCGUGGCCUUCCCGUGCAUCUCCACUGGAAUCUACGGCUAUCCACCCGAGCAGGCUGUGCAUGAGGCCUUGGCAAGCGUGAGGGAGUAUCUGGAAGAACACCACGACAAGCUGGACAGAAUUAUCUUCUGUGUGUUUUUGCCAAAAGACCAAGAGUUGUAUCUGCAGAAUCUCCCUCUCUACUUUCCUGUUGCCCGCUGAGUCUUAACAGCGACUUCAUUUCAGAACACACCGAAACGCCGUCGAUGAGCAAACUAUGAAAGCGACCUUUUCUUCCUCCUUUUUCUUCCUCCACUGGCCUUGAGAAAGAGGAAGAUGAUUCAUAAAUUUUAGUGUUUUUUUUUUAACCCCUCCGCAAGUAGGCAAUUUUCUUUCUGCUUUUGCUUCUCAUAUUUGAUCUUGAAAAUAGAGCAGUCACCAUGGUGGUGUUUGUCGUCAUCAAGCAUCAGCAUGCCCUCUUUUGAACCUUUGUAGAUCAAUAGUAGAUUUCAGUGUGCAUGUGUGCGCACACAAACACACACGUGCAAGCUUAUUAAAGCUAAUCACACAUA
This is a messenger RNA of Syngnathus typhle (broad-nosed pipefish), 1540 nucleotides long. RefSeq names its product mono-ADP ribosylhydrolase 1 (gene macrod1). Gene Ontology annotation, cellular component: nucleoplasm. The transcript has 11 exons. NCBI's taxonomy places the organism in Eukaryota, Metazoa, Chordata, Actinopteri, Syngnathiformes, Syngnathidae. Gene Ontology annotation, molecular function: ADP-ribosylglutamate-[protein] hydrolase activity. The record is from RefSeq and is a predicted model, not a curated record. Gene Ontology annotation, biological process: DNA damage response; peptidyl-glutamate ADP-deribosylation; purine nucleoside metabolic process. Bases 144 to 1190 code for a protein of 348 amino acids.